AUGGCAUUCAGGAGGCAAGUGAAAAACUUUGUGAAAAAUUACUCAGAUGCUGAAAUAAAAGUCAGGGAAGCAACUUCUAAUGACCCUUGGGGCCCUUCUAGUUCUCUGAUGUUAGAUAUCAGUGACCUGACCUUCAACACGAUGUAUCUCUCAGAGAUUAUGAGUAUACUGUGGCAGAGACUCAAUGACCAUGGGAAGAACUGGCGCCAUGUGUAUAAAUCUCUUAUGCUAAUGGAUUAUCUGAUCAAGAAUGGAUCAAAGAAAGUUAUUCAGCAUUGCAGAGAGGGGUUCUGUAAUCUUCAAACACUAAAAGAUUUUCAACACAUAGAUGAAGCUGGAAAAGACCAAGGUUAUCAUAUCCGGCAAAAGUCAAAGCAAGUCAUAACAUUGCUGAUGGAUGAACAAUUGCUGCAUAAAGAGAGGAAAGUAGCGUAUCGGACUAGACAGCGUACCUCCUACUCCGUGACAUUUCCUCAAGUAUUACCUGGUACAAGUAACUUACCAACAGCACGUGCUUCUGCCCACACACCAGAAACCGCUGCUUCAGAGAAGAGUUGUAAGCUUCUUAAAGUUGCAAGGCUACAUCAUAAAAAAGACACUUCCAAGGCAGGAUUGAAACAGGAGCAGUGCGGAGACAUUCCGUUGCCCAGUGGAAACGUGUCAUCCCAGGAAACACCACCCCUCAAGGCUAAUGCUUGGAAAUCAACAGAGGACCUGAUGUUAUUUUGUGAAGAUCCAAAGCUGCUUCUGCCGACAACUCCUCCUCCCAUCAUCUCAUCAGCUACGUGGCUGUCAGGAGGGCAGGCAGAUGUGUGUAACCUCUGUGAUGCAGAUGCUGCGCCUGCUCCCUCAGAAAAAAGCUCAUCUCUGCAGACGAACAUGAGCUUGGCCGAGGAAGGAGACAGAAGCAUUACAAACACUGCAACAGAAAAGCCCUUGCAGGUGCCUCUAGAAGAGCAGUCAGCUGCAAGCAGCUUUGAAACACUGACAACUUUAAUGGCCCUUUGGCCAUCAAGUGAAAAAGAGUUUAUCAGCCCUGAUUUGAGCCUAUCAAAGUCAGAUUCUAAUUCUACUUUCUGUAACCUGCCCUCUGUAGAGACACUCUAUGUCUCUCCCUCGUUCAAACCAUUUGACUCAGUGGAGAAGCUCACCAUCAGUCAGGACCCUCAGAAGUCAACACAAUCCAGCAUCUUCCAGAUGGAGAACAAACACCUCAAGGCCUCAGCCACACGGGUUUCAAAUGCCUCUGGGGGAACAUCCUCCUUUUCUACUUUAUCCGUGUCAUCUUCUGAUUCGGCGUCUCCAGAGAAGUCUGUUCCUCUCUUAUCUCCGGUUUUGGCUGGACCUUCCUUCCGGACUUUGUCCCAUCAGCAGUCUUUCUCUACCUCCUUUAAAGAGAAAGAUAAGACAGCCAGGGUUCCUCACCCCUUCAUUCCUGAGGGCCCAAUGUCCUCUGAUGAAGAGAAAAAUGACAACCUUAACCUACUGGAAAUUCUUCCAGAUAACUCUGACUCUGCUAAGAAAAAGAUAAGUGAUGUUUUGAGAAGUAAUUGGAUCACAUAUUGCACCCAAAAUAUAAACCACUUCACCUCUGUGUCCUGUCCUAGUUUUCAGACAACCAGAGGCCCGCCUAGGGAGCCUGAAGCACACAAUUCCAUUGAAAUCCUUCUAGGGGAGGUAAAAAAUGCGAUAGUCAAAUUACAUGAAGACCUGAGCGUGGUAAUACAAGAACUUAAUGUCAUCAGUGGCCAUCUGGUAAGCAUGAGUGGGAAGAGUCCACAAAGCAGCACCUCUGUGCAGUUUCCCCAGGCUUCUGAGGAGAGCUCAGAGCACAUCUAAUGAUCUUGGUAGCCAUUUUUGGUAGAACUCAUGUGGUUCUACUUUCUAAAGACAGAGAAGUUAACCUUUUAUAAACUUGCAUUACAAUGGCAAAAAUAGGGUGAUGGUUUGAUUUUUUCCUCAUCAGGUUUAUUAACAAGUAUCUUUCAAACUAAUAACUUCAUUUGGGUGAUUUAUUUUUUAAAGAGAAAAGGUAUCACCUUUGACAAUAUUUUCAGGUUUGGAUAUUAGCUCAUUUGAAACUGAAGAGAGUUUCAUUCUUCCAUGCUCUGUACUUUACC
Manis javanica (Malayan pangolin) is the source of this 2120-nucleotide messenger RNA. RefSeq names its product ENTH domain containing 1 (gene ENTHD1). Gene Ontology annotation, molecular function: clathrin binding; phospholipid binding. Gene Ontology annotation, biological process: endocytosis. Gene Ontology annotation, cellular component: clathrin vesicle coat; endosome; plasma membrane. Lineage: Eukaryota; Metazoa; Chordata; Mammalia; Pholidota; Manidae. The record is from RefSeq and is a predicted model, not a curated record.